Messenger RNA from Bombyx mandarina (wild silkworm), 2308 nucleotides. RefSeq names its product myeloid leukemia factor (gene Mlf). Lineage: Eukaryota; Metazoa; Arthropoda; Insecta; Lepidoptera; Bombycidae. The record is from RefSeq and is a predicted model, not a curated record.
AGAGGUUUGUGGAUUUCGGUUCCCGAACAUUGCUAUUUGCUAGAGUUUUCGAAACGAUUUCAUUCCGGUGCCCGUAACCACUAAUAAAGUAAUAAAACACGAUCAAAUAGUAGUGUUAUUAUUGAAUCUUAAAUUUAUUCUACUUGUGAAUUGUGAGUUGUUGGUAACAGUGCAUUAAUAUGUCUCUGUUUGGGUCCUUGAUGGCCGACGUGGAGGACGAUCCAUUUUUCGGGUCGCACAUGCGGCACAUGCGUCAGAUGAACAACAUGAUGAACUCUCUGUUCGCGGACCCCUUCGGGAUGUUCGGUGGUGAGAACCACAUGGCGAUUAUGGGACCACGGCAUAACACCGCAUUGAUGCCAUUUAUGCCACAAAUGCCUUCGAUGAAUCGACUUUUUAGAGAUAUGGAUGGUGGAAAUAUGAGUGCAGGCAGCUCUUUCAGCAGCAGUACCGUUGUGAUGUCCAGUGGUCCGAACGGUAAACCCCAGGUGUACAGUUCUACAAGCAGUACAAAAGUUGGUCCCAAUGGUAUUAAAGAAACCCGCAAGACACUCCAGGACUCAAGAACUGGCACAAAGAAAAUGGCCAUAGGCCACCACAUCGGCGAGCGGGGCCACGUGAUCGAGCGCGAACAAAACGUAUACACGGGGGACGCUGAGGAGCGCCAGGAGUUCAUCAACCUCGAGGAGGAGGAGGCCGCAGACUUUGACAGGGAGUUCCAGAACAAAGCCGGCAUGGCGACGGGGCGACCCCGCGCUGCCAUCGCCCCGGCCCCCGCCCCCGCCCCCGCGCGACAACACGAGCGACUCGCUCUGCCCGCGCCGCCACCGCACCGGGCCGCGCCCGCACCGCGUCGCGCCCUGCGCACCGCCCGCGCCGGCGCCAGCCCGCUCGCCUGCCCGCACAGUGGGGUACGCGAGGUGUACGGCGGUUCGCACCCUCAACGACACAGGGCGCGCUCGUACCGCCCCCACCGACACGUGACGUACCAUUAAAACGUUUACUGGCAACACUGUGAAGGGGGCUUAUCUGUAUUCCGAUGUUGCCAUGUUCUGUUGGAAAAGUUUCCUUUUGUUUUUUUUUGUCACGAAUAUUUUCGUUGUUUACAAAUGUCAAAAUUCAAUGUGGUUUCGAUUUGUUUUUGCAAAAAUUUCUAAUUUAUAAUAUGUUUUUGAUGGUUCGUUUUUAGGUUUACUAUGAAUUUCCGGUACAUGUAUGUAUUGUAAAUGUGGAUAAGCUCCCUUUGGCGAAAAACGUACGAUGGAUAUGCGAAGCGAUAGCGACUAUCUAUAUGUUUAUAAUUUUUGAGGUUUAGAAAAAUGUCAAGUGGAUUUAAUGUCAUCGCGUAGCUACGAAGUGGAAGAACAGAUAAGUUCAUUACACUGGAACUAGUGUUUUAGUUUCAUGCGUUCAAACUAGAUGGCGUUAAACUGGACGGAGCACAUAUGUGUUUGGCUUUGAGAAUUUAUCGUGAUGGCAUUACCUGCACCGGAUCAUCAACCUUAAGUCGAAUUGCGUACCGUUUAAAAUCGAUCGAUUCCUUUUAAUAGUUUUGAAGGUUAUAAAAAAGUUUAGGUAGUAAGUAUUGGCAGCGAGCAAACGUUAUCGGAACGUGAAGCGUGCUCACGAGUGCUCAAUUUUGUUUGUCCCUUUGCAAUGUAUUGUCGAAGGUUUUACUGCAAGUUGUAUGGACUGUCUAGGAGAAUGCUAAUAACCUUCAAAACGUUUGCGAUUGACGUUUAAUAUAACGAUCUUAGUUUAUUAUUAUUAUUAUUAUUAUUAUUUUACGUAUAAAUUAGUUUAAAAUAAGUUCCUUUUUACGUAUAUUUCAGCGAGCACGUUCGAUCUCGCAGUUUGAGCGUUUGAACAGAUUUGUUUUUGUGUCGAUUUUCGGAUUUACAGUCACAAAACUUAUGUAAAAGGUUAACGAUUGUGUGAGAUUCAAUGAAGUUCGUUGAAGCGUUAUAUUUAAAGUAUAGCCACUUUUUUCGUGCACGCGCUGCGUCGCAUCGCAUAGCUAUAGUGUAGUACUAAUCAACCAGUAGUCGUAUAAAAACAUACAGCCUUCCCUAUUGUACCAAAAGAUCCAACUGGAUGGUUAUAUUGGUUAUGCUGUAACCAACAUGAUACUGAUUAAGUAUAGCCGAAAGCUGAUCAGCUUGGACCGAUUUAAAAAAAUGUAGAAGCAUCGUUUUGUCACUGUGUUUCAGUUUACAUAUUAUUAUUUAGUUUUCAUUUUUUUUUAACGUCGCUAUCGCAAAUGUUCUAGAAUGUUUUUUUCUUUUCACUUAACAACUGAUCAAAAUUA